Messenger RNA from Striga hermonthica, 1413 nucleotides. NCBI's taxonomy places the organism in Eukaryota, Viridiplantae, Streptophyta, Magnoliopsida, Lamiales, Orobanchaceae. The record is from the annotation of a GenBank genome assembly.
AUGGUGGCUGCAAUUACCGGCGUAGGGGUGCCUUGCCCCUCCAAAUUGAUUCAAACUUCGGUCGGUCGCCGACACAAGCGUUGUGGUUCAGUCAUCCGAAUGACUUUGACUGAGGAGAAGAAGAAAACCUUCACUCUCAAGAAAUCGGAGGAGGCUUUCAACGCAGCUAAGGAAUUAAUGCCUGGAGGUGUAAACUCCCCCGUACGUGCUUUUAAAUCAGUUGGUGGUCAGCCUAUUGUUAUGGAUUCUGUCAAGGGCUCUCGCAUGUGGGAUAUCGAUGGGAACGAGUACAUUGACUAUGUUGGAUCAUGGGGCCCAGCCAUUAUUGGUCAUGCAGAUGACGAGGUAGUUGCUGCUUUAUCCGAGACAAUGAAGAAAGGAACGAGCUUCGGCGCCCCUUGCCUCCUCGAGAACGUUCUUGCAGAGGCCGUCAUCUCUGCUGUCCCAAGCAUCGAGAUGGUCCGUUUCGUGAACUCAGGCACAGAGGCGUGCAUGGGCGUCCUCCGGCUGGCGCGCGCCUUCACGGGCCGCGAGAAGAUCAUCAAGUUCGAGGGCUGCUACCACGGCCAUGCGGACCCCUUCCUGGUGAAGGCCGGCAGCGGGGUUGCCACCCUUGGCCUCCCUGACUCCCCCGGCGUCCCCAAGGCCGCCACCUACGAGACCCUCACCUCACCCUACAAUGAUGUGCACGCUGUGGAGGCCCUUUUCCAAGCAAACAAGGAAGAGAUUGCAGCCGUCAUCCUGGAGCCCGUUGUGGGGAACGCGGGCUUCAUUCCUCCACAGCCCAACUUCCUCAAUUUCCUUGAGGGGAUUACUAAAGAAAACGGGGCCCUUCUGAUAUUUGACGAGGUGAUGACGGGAUUUCGCAUUUCGUACGGUGGGGCCCAACAUUACUUUGGAAUCACCCCCGACCUGACCACACUGGGGAAGAUCAUUGGAGGGGGCCUGCCGGUGGGGGCGUACGGAGGGAGGAGGGAGAUCAUGGAAAUGGUGGCUCCAGCGGGGCCCGUGUACCAGGCGGGGACGCUGAGCGGGAACCCGCUGGCCAUGACGGCCGGGAUACACACACUGAAGAGGCUGAGGGAGGAGGGGACGUACGAGUAUUUGAGUGACAUCACGCGAGAGCUUGUGGAGGGGAUCCUGAGUGCAGGGAGGAGGGCGGGCCACGCGGUGUGUGGAGGGUAUAUAAAUGGGAUGUUUGGCUUCUUCUUUCAGGAUGGGCCCGUUUACAACUUUGAGGAUGCCAAGAGGAGUGAUACCCACAAGUUUGGGAGGUUUCACCGGGCGAUGCUGGAGGAGGGGGUCUACUUUGCGCCUUCCCAGUUUGAGGCCGGUUUUACGAGCUUGGCGCACACCAGAGAGGAUAUUCAACAGACUAUAGCGGCGGCUGAGAAGGUUUUCAAGACGCUUUGA